CUGUCAUGGCGCCCUCCACGACACGCUGGAACCAUGUGUGGGUCGGCACCGACACGGGGAUCCUGAAAGGGGUGAACCUACAGCGCAAGCAGGCGGCGAACUUCACGGCCACCGGGCAGCCGCGGCGCCAGGAGGCGGUGAGCGCCCUGUGUUGGGGCCCGGGCUGCGAGACGCAGAUCCUAUUGGGAUGCGCCGAUGGAACCGUGAAGCGCUUCAGCACCGAGGAAGGCAGUUUUCAGGGCCAGAGGCACUGCCCCGGCGGGGAGGGCACCUUCCGAGGCCUCGCCCAGGUGGACGGCACGCUCAUCACCUGUGUGGAAUCCGGGCUGCUCUGUGUCUGGAGGGAUGAGGACGAGGACGCCAGCUCCGACCCGCUCCUGGAACUGAGUGUGGGUCCCAAAGUGUGCAGGAUGCGCCAGGACCCAGGGCGCCCCAACCUGGUGGCCACUGGUGGAAAGGAAAAUGCGUUGAAGGUGUGGGACCUGCAGGGGUCCCCGGAGCCCGUGUUCAGGGCUAAGAAUGUUCGCAACGACUGGCUGGACCUGCGGGUCCCCAUUUGGGACCAGGACAUCCACUUCCUCCCUGAGUCUCAGAAACUUGUCACCUGCACUGGGUACCACCAGGUCCGAGUUUAUGAUCCAGCUUCCCCGCAGCGCCGACCUGUGCUGGAGGCCACAUAUGGAGAGUACCCACUGACCGCCAUGACUCUCACCCCUGAAGGCCAUUCAGUGAUUGUGGGGAACACUCAUGGGCAGCUGGCAGAAAUUGACCUUCGGCAAGGGCGCCUCGUGGGGUGUCUGAAAGGACUUGCUGGCAGUGUCCGAGGGCUGCAGUGCCACCCGACAAAGCCUCUCCUCGCUUCCUGUGGGUUGGACCGAAUUCUGAGGAUCCACAGGAUCCGGAAUCCCCGGGGCCUGGAGCACAAGGUUUAUCUCAAGUCUCAGCUGAACUGCCUCCUCCUGUCUGGCCGGGAGAACUGGGAGGAUGAACCCCAAGAGCCUCAUCAGUCCCCUGAAGACGUGGAAACCGAUGAACUCUGGGCCUCCCUGGAGGCAGCGGCUAAGCGAAAACGCUCAGACUUGGAGUUGACCCCAGGGUCAGCUCAACCCCAAACUUGUGGGAGAAAGAAGAAGAAGAGGCCGGGGUCCACCAGCUCCUGAAGAUCCUGCGCUCCCUUUUGUAAAUAAACAGUGUAACCUG
This is a messenger RNA of Suncus etruscus (white-toothed pygmy shrew), 1200 nucleotides long. It is a transcript of the gene WDR74, whose product is annotated as WD repeat domain 74. The transcript is spliced from 11 exons. Gene Ontology annotation, cellular component: nucleolus; preribosome, large subunit precursor. Bases 6 to 1160 code for a protein of 384 amino acids. Gene Ontology annotation, molecular function: protein binding. The record is from RefSeq and is a predicted model, not a curated record. Gene Ontology annotation, biological process: ribosomal large subunit biogenesis. Lineage: Eukaryota; Metazoa; Chordata; Mammalia; Eulipotyphla; Soricidae.